Molecule: messenger RNA, 11407 nt
Organism: Xiphophorus hellerii (green swordtail)
Lineage: Eukaryota; Metazoa; Chordata; Actinopteri; Cyprinodontiformes; Poeciliidae
Gene: dlgap3
Product: discs, large (Drosophila) homolog-associated protein 3
Exons: 13
Coding region: 366-3686 (1106 amino acids)
Biological process (GO): signaling
Cellular component (GO): glutamatergic synapse; postsynaptic specialization
Molecular function (GO): molecular adaptor activity
Source: RefSeq, a predicted model, not a curated record
CGGAGUGGGGCCCCGCUGAGGAACCCGUGGACCAAUCGGUUGCCGGUAAUAUUUCAGUGGGGGAGCGAGCGUUGAGUGAGGAUGAGCCACUGCUGGUUGUCCUCGCUGCUGCUUCUCCAUCCUCCUCUGCGCUCUCCGAUCGGCGAGCUGUGGAAUAGGCGUGUUUCUGUUCCUCCGACGCAGAAAAACGCAGAGAAGAAAGCCUAACUUCAAGACUCUGACUGGUUCUGAUUUAUUGCACUGUCCCCUUCUACGUAAAGACAUGGAGCACCUUUUUCUGACGAGACUGUGGUGAGACCGGUGCAGCCCUGUCACGCCCACAGCGACCCCUUUCGGCCCGGACGGCCCACCACGCCCCGGCGCCUAUGAAAGGGUACCAUGUCAGCCGUAGCAUGUCUCAGCAUUCCUCUGGUGGUGGCGGAGGAGGCCCCUGCCACUGUACGCCGGACGACUGUGACGGCCCAGGCAGAGACUACUACCAUGGCCGUAGUGACGGGCACUACUACUCGGGUGGUCCAACUGAGGCUCUGGCACUGGAGAGGCAUCACUCCCACUCUCAUUCGCAUGCACACUCGCACUCCCAUAGCCACUCUGGCACCUUUCCCCGCUCCCACCCCAGCCAGCACCCGCCUCUCCAGUCGUUCGACUCCUGCGAGGAUUGCCUGUCUUCGGGCCAUGGAGGAAAGAUGCAUCGGAUUCCUCCAAACCUAAUGGACCAGUUUGAGAAGCAGGUUCCCUUCCACCCAGAUGGCUUCCACACCCUGCAGUACCAACGCACGGCGAGCGGAGGGGCCGAGCACCGCAGCGAGAGCCCCUCUCGUAUUCGCCACUUGGUCAACUCCGUCCAGCGGCUCUUCGCCAAGUCCCAUUCUCUUGAAGCACCCACCAAAAGGGAGUACAAUGGCACGAGGGGCGGCGGGGAGUACCGGGGCGAGAGAGGAGGGGGCCACAGAAGCGGAGGGGAGGAGGUUCACUACUCAGGCCACCAAUCUCGCUCGACCAGGAGGAGCAAGUCGCGAGAGCGCAGCAAAAGUGGCGACUCUCGGCACGAGUCGGGGCGACGUCACCGCAGCCGGACGGCCGGCUGGUGGAGCUCCGAUGACAACCUGGACAGCGACAGCAGUUUCUUGGUCAGCGGGGCCAGACGGGGUUAUCCCACUGGACACGAGAGUCUGGAUGCCGCCAUUCAAGAGCUCACCAUGAAGAAACCAAAGGAGCGCAGCGGAGGACCCGGAUCCGCCGAGUGCAUGGCUUGCACCACCAUGGCUCUGACCGGCGGCGAGGGCAGUGGGCACCAUGGCCACCAUAGUCACUCCCUGAAGCGGAGCACCUGGUCGGCCAUGACAGUGAGUCAGGCCAGGGAGGUUUAUCCUUCCACCAGGGGAGGAGGUUACGAUAAAGCACUGGUGCCCUUGGAGAACAAGCUGAAGGAGAGAUCAUUCCACUACCUGCAGGUCCCUUCAGAGGACUGGGGGGGCGGCGGCUACGGCGGAUCGGCCGACAGCGGAGGCGAGAUCCCGUGCCGUCGGAUGCGCAGCGGCAGCUACAUCAAGGCCAUGGGCGACGACGACAGCGCAGACUCAGAGACGAGCCCUAAAGCCUCGCCCAAAUCCACCCUGAUCGCCCAGAGGGACGCCUUCAGACGCUCCAUAAGCAUGGAUCAAAGGUACUCCUGCAAGCAGUGCACAGAUUCCUACCCGAACAGCAGAACGGCACCUAAAACCCACACUCGCUCUCGCAGCUACACACGCUCUCUGACCAGCUCACAGCUGGGAGACGCGUUGAACCACCAGUUCGAGACGGUGUGCGAAACCAUGUUCGGCGAGGUGGAGUCGCAGGCCGUCGAGGCCCUGGAUCUCCCCGGCGUGUUCCGGACCCGCAGCCACAGCUACGUGCGCGCCAUCCAGGCGGGCUGCUCCCAGGACGACGACUGCCUCUCCGUCUUCUCCAUGUCCGCCCCCCAGGGGAGCAUCAAGGGCGGGGCCGUCUUUCCUUAUCGUAAAGGUGCUCCCCCACCGCUCCCACCUCGCAUGUCCAAGUCUUCUCUCUCGGUGCGCGCCCAGAGCAGCACCGAGUCCACCCAGGACGCCUACUUCCAGAGCGGCGGACAAAUGGCUCCGGGCACCGGGCGCCCCAAGCAGCACAGCAACUCCAUAGACCUCGGUGGCUCCGAGGGGCCGUCGGGUCGCGCCUCCAGGGGGGGCUACUACACGUCCGGUGGGCCCGGACGCUCCCGCCAGCACAGCAACUCGGCGGAGAGCCUGGACGGGGUCAAGGGUUCUAGGGAGCUCGUGCCCUACGGAGGGGGGCCCGGAGUGGGAGUCAGGGCAAAGCACAGCUGCUCAGCCGACAGCCUGCUGGAGGGGCCGCCACGGCCGGCGAGGGACCGGGACGGCCGGGUCGGCGGCGGCAGCCUGGGGAAGUCGUCGUCACUUCCACAGAACAACAUGAUAGUGAGUAAGAUCGGCGGGCAGGACGACGGGCGCGCGGCCAGGAAGUGGAGGCCGUCCAUCGCCGUGCAGGUGGACAGCUCGGAGACUCUGUCCGAUUCCGAUACGGAGGGAAAAGCUCUCACCGAGGUUCACUCCAUAGGAGUCCAAGUGGAAGAUGAGAAAAGGCGGGCUCGAUUCAAACGCUCCAACAGCGUGACGGCGAGCGUGCAGGCCGACCUGGACCCCGAGGGCUUCCCGGGGCUUAGCGUUGCUGUGCCAACACAGGACAAGAGUCUGCAGUUUGGCUGCUCCUUCCAGAGGCACUCGUCAGAGCCAGAGUCCGCGUCGCAGUACACGGAGUGCCACCGCACGGUCCACACGCAGGGCCAGUGGGCUUACAGAGAGGACCUCAUUCAGGGCAACUACAACCCCGAAGCUUUCCAAGUAGACACAAGGCCCCAUCAGCACCCACACCUGCCGCCGCGCUCCCACUCCCCUCUUCCCAUUACCGCGGAGCGCGCCUGGACGGCCACACCGUCCCUGGAAGGCCCCCGCAGCCUUCCCGACUCGGGCCGGGCCUCGCCCUGCAUGAGGGACGGAGAGUUCUUCCUGCGCCUGCUGCAGACGGAGGUGGAGAGGAUGGAGGGCUGGUGCCAGAACAUGGAGAGGGAGGCGGAGGAGAAUGAGCUUCCAGAGGAUGCUCUUGAGCUAAUUCGAAGCGCAGUUGGCAGUGCCCAGAUGCUCAUGUCUCAAAAGGUCCAGCAGUUCUUCCGCCUCUGUCAGCAAAGUAUUGACCCGUCCGCCUACCCCCAGCCCACGUCGCAGGACUUGGCGUCCUUCUGGGACCUGCUCCAGCUCAACAUAGAGGACGUAAGGGUUAGGUUUCAGGACCUCCAGAAGCUCAAGGACUCUGGGUGGAGGCUCCCACCUGAAAAGAAGGAGGAUAAGAAACUUCCUCCGCCCCUACCAAAGAAGCCGGCGGGCGGGGUGAGCGGCAGCCUCCGGGCCGAUAGCGUGGGAGACGGGGUCUCCGUUAGUGCCGGGGGCGGCCCUACGGGGCUGGUGGUGCCCCGCGUUGGAGGGCACACCCUCCCCAUCAGGGAGAAGUCCCUGGACCUCGGAGACCGUCAGAGGACAGAGGCGCGAAGGAGGCUGCUGCAGACCAAGCGUACCGCCUCCUUCAGGCAGAACUCGGCCACCGAGAGCGCCGACAGUAUCGAGAUCUACAUCCCCGAAGCCCAGACUCGACUCUGAACCCACGACGGCACUCGCUUCCCCCUCACCCGAUCUUCUGCGAGUCAUUGCUGUUUAUACACUUCCGACCCACCGCCAAUUUUAGCAUUUUCCAUCAACUUCUGUCAUCCUACAUUAUUACCUAACAAGCAAUGACAGCCAUUUUAGUGUCUUGAAAUUCAAACCAUUUUACCGAGGCAGAGGCCUGAGGGGUAUCUAGCCGAAGACGUUUUUACUUCCUUCUCAGUCGGAAUUUCUUUUUAUAUAUAUAUAUAUAUAUAUAUAUACAUAUAUGUAUAUAUAUAUAUAUAUAGUCACUCUGGCUGAAACCAAGUCAGAAAUCUUUUGUAAAACUAGGCAGCAGAGGUUCAUGCAGUAGCAUGCCUGUGUGUGUUCACUUGGCACAAAAAAGGGCUUAACAGGCAGUAGACCUCUGAGGAAAUUCUCUCCUCCUCCUCCCCCCCAUCCCCCAGCGCUAUUCGGAGCGAAACCGACUCCCACUUACGGGCUUUCGCCGAUAACAGCUCAGCCGAGGCGAGAUCUAUUGAUUUCUUGAGCAUCCUCAGUUGGCUCCAAGAGAAUCCCUGAGGAAAUAUCAAACACAGAAUCCUUAGUCCCUCUUUCCGUCUGUCCACACAAGCACCAAGUCACAGAAUAUAGUUCAAUUUUACGUCUCACUCUGUUGAUGCUGUCGAACCCCCUGUCCGUCAGCAUCGGACGGCGAGGCUCUCCGGUAGUUGUGUUUGCCAAAAGGAGCUUCUUCAGUGUAGCAUCACAGACAAAAAAAACAUGAAGAAAAGAAAAAAAUCUAACUCCUUGUGUAGUCUCUGAAGUCUCAAGUACUCAGAAGAGGAGGGUUUGGGAGAGUUUUUACAUGGAAUUAUUUCAGUGGCUUUUCUGGACUUACUUGAAGAUGCUCCCCCUUCUGUUUUUUACACUGUGAGAGUAGAGCACCGCCAAGUGGUCAAAAGAGAACCCCGCUUCAACAGCAGUGGUCUUUACAGUUUCGGUAUAUCUUAUUCAGGAACAAGUGAGCACCCCAUCCAACCUCUUAAUAAAACAGCCAUUGAAGUGGUCAGAACUGCUAUCUUCCCCUCCAAACCCCCUUCUUUCUUGCUUGGACAGACUUUACUAUCGUGUUUAUUCGUAACUAAAUAUGGGUUUUUAAGUAAAAGAAGAGAAGCGGCUUGAAUUUUUGGCAGGAUCUUAUCACCAAACUUUAUUUUGUUUCCCUGACGGCGUUGACGAAACGAGGAAUGGUUUCGUUUUGCUGGCAGAUAAAAUGAGGCCUAACUGACCUUAAAAUAUUCUUCCAAAGAAUCACCAAGUCGAAUCAGAUUGGGAUUAUCUCCAAAAAAAAAAAAAAAAAGUAGUAUUUUAUAACUAUGCUGGGAAUGUGAAAUAUGUGAUACGUGUGGAGCUACGGUGCCUUGCACACAUUCAUAUCUGGUGAACUUCUUCACCUUCUUUUCAAGUUACAACCAUAAACUUCAGUUCAUGUUUAUGUGAUGGACAUCAAUCCAGCAUCUCUUGGCAUCAUGCUAGAGUGAAAAGUGUUUUCCAUCACAGGGUGUUUUGUUUGUAGGGAAAAAUAUUCGAUUUUGUUAUCAUCUGGUCUGAAUUGAACAUUUGCUGUUUGAAUUGUGUCGAGCAGCAAACGGGACUUCUUGUUUUUAUUCCAAAUGCUUCUAUAAAAGUUGAAUCUUCUAUUUUUGGUGUCAAUUUCUCCCAACUCAGUUGCUGGCCUGCAUCCCCUAAAGCUGCCAUGAGCAUCUGGGCUGCGUCUCGGAUUAACGUUCUGCUUUUGUCAUUUAUUAUGUGAAAACUUAAUCAAUGUGAAAACUGUUGCAUAAAAGCCCAAAGUACAGAAAUUUACUGAGGUUUGUGGUUGUAACAUGACAAAAUGUGGAAAAGUUAGAGAAGCGUGAAUGGUUUUGCAGGGCUCUGUAUGUUUUUGGUUUUUUUUUCUUUUUCAUUAAUUUACCUCCUGAAACAGGUCUAAAUUAUUUUACAAAGUUAACUUUUUUUGAAGGAUUCUUAUCAAAAACGCGUCCUUCUUGUGUUGGUGUUUUCUACGACUGUUGGCUCAUAUGUGAAUGCACUUGAAUAACUAAAUAUGAACGUCUGUGUGAAUCCCAGUUAAUACGAAAGAGUCGAAAUGUAUGGAAUAGAGAGAUGACAAAAUGUCCGAAUUUGUAAGCAUGAGGUUUUCAUUCUUUUUAUUUUGGUUGGAAAAUGUUGGAAAUAUGGGAUAUUUUAUUGGAAAAUGUAUAUUUUAUAAUAUAAACUACAUUUCUAGAUUAGUAGAGAUUAUCGAGUACAGUACAUGUACAAAGAUCAUAUAUCAAAUGUGAAGCACUGCAGUAUUGUUACAAUAGAUCAUAGCUGUGUGGCAUAUCCAGACUGAGUCCAUGUGAAGAAGACUUUCAAACGGCUCUUAUUCUCUUUGUGAGUCAGGUUCACAGGGUAUCUCUGGCAAGAAUGGCGGUUGCCAAGGACGAUCCUUCCUUAGGCCUACUUAAAUAUCUGUGUGUGGUUCUCACAACUUGUACUGCUGUUCCCCUUUUCCUCCCUGUAUCUCCUGUUUAGAACCAACUACAUGUGCCUAACCAGCUAUGUGUGGAGGUUUCCUUUGAACACAGUUUACACUUUGAAUAUAUACAUAAAUAUAUAUAUAGAGAGAGAGCGAGAAAGACAGAGAGAGGGAGAUGUAUAUAGAAAUGUAUGAAAUUUGCAGAGUAUUGUUGGAGAAUUUUUUUUUUUUGACUUCCUGAAUCUCCCUCAUGUUGCAAUACACACCCGCGAGACUGGCACCCUUUGUCAAUGUGGAACACUGCAUGCUUUCUGAUGGCCUCCUCUGAACAAUUUAGCAGAGUCUCAUUUUGGAGAAGAAACGCGUAUUUUGUAGCCUUUAAAUCUUUUUCCUCUGUGUGAUUGGGGGAGGGGGUGAAAAAAGUAAUUGCUGGGGUUUUACAAUGCAGUUAUUCCGACGAAUCACACAUUUGUACAAUUCUGUCCUUUUAGAGACAAUGAUACAGAUAUCCUUGGAAAUACCAACCAGUGUUUUGCUUUUUGGACUUCAGCAGGUGAAUCUUAACAACCUCCUUGUACAAACGAGGUGCCCCGGCAUUGAAAACAACGAGGCGCAGCAACGCGAGUUGCGGAGCCGCCUUCUCUCUUUUUUUUUUAUUUUUGCGUCCCUCUCUGCGUCCGAUGCCGCUAAAACUUGAUGACAUCCGAGCGGUGCCUGUCGCAGGCCCUCGUCAAACGAAGCACAAAGAACUGCUCUACUACUGUUACGCCACUGUGACGGACUCUUGACCCCACCCUCACUAUCCUCAGUCCUACAUGCGAGGGGGGGUGGCAAAGUCUCUGGAUCACACAAGUUGCCCUUGGGGGACACUAGGAUUUAAAGAUUCUUUUGUUGGAUUUUUUUUAUCCGCAGUAGCAACCACAACUACUCUUUCAUUUGUGCUGACUUUCUUCUCUCUGAGUUCUACAAGUUGAGGUGUCAACCAGCCACACCUUGCCUUGAAAUAGGUCCAUAGCAAACACAGUUUUUGUGGUUGUGAUUUCCAUUGUAUUUAUUUAUUUUUUUGUUCUAUAUAAUGUAUCUAUCACAUCAGCAUCAUACAAACCACAGUUCCUGGUUGUGUUGUAACAUUAUCUCAGCACUGACAAAACACAGCAAUCAAACUAUCUUAAGCCUUUCUUCCCACAUGGCCAGAUAAAAUCUGAGUACCUCAGUUUUUAGCAAGUGUCCCUCUGUCCUCAGGGGAUUUCCUAAACCCACCGUAAGACCCUAAUAAUACGAGGCUACGUUAAUCCUCGCAGGAGUGUUGCUGAUAUUCUCUGAUCGAGAUGGGGAGAAGGAAGAAAAAAAUCUCUCGCUGCUUGAGCCCAGAUUCACUGUUAGCCAUUUAUUUCCCCAAGACUAGGAAACAGCGUGAGUCAGUGUGGUGGCAGAGGCAGCAGCUUAAUUGUAGCCGAUUUGUGUGUGUCUGUGCUGCAUACUGUGCUUCUGGAACAAAGCCAAGCUGGAGGCCUGUGGUAGCAGCAGAUUUGAGUUUUAGUUGACAUUACUGUGAGGCAGAGCUGCUCUGGAGUUUGAAGCUAGCUUAUGUCUGUGGUGCGGGGGCUAGCUAGCUCUGGGCGCUAGCUAACCAUGUUCAUGCUAAGUUAAAGGAACUUUUUUGUCAAAACGAAACCAAAUUGUUGUGUUGUAGAGAUAGUUGUAUGAACUAAUAGUCUGCUUAGUCUUCAAUUACUGCUUUUAACCAACUGUCAGCAAGAGGACAUGUGAUAGAAGUUGGUAAAGCUAGUGGUAGCAUUGCUUUCAGUGAAACACAUAGUGCUUAAAACGUUCUGUUCGUACUCCAAAGUGGAAAUAUUCCAAAUUUAUAUUUAAAAAAAAACCCUCAACUGGAACACCCAAUGAAGUCAGAUUUGUUAGCUGGAAAGUAGUGAUACUCUUCACCCAGAUAAAUUUAAUAUUCAAUAUGGCUGCCAAGUGUUAAAAAAAUAUAAUAAUAACAGUCUGUUUCUUUGCUACGUUGAUGAACAAAUCUGUCGUUUGGACUUCCCUUAGCGAGAAUGUUCCUGAAAUCUUUAUGAAGCAUAAUUUAUUUGCUAUCAAAUGUUUAUAUAAAAUUAGCUUGGAAAAAAAAAAUCAAAAAGCUAGAAGGCUUGCAAAAGGUAAAGCUUGAUUUAGAAAAUUUGUGGCUAAAAAUAUUGGUUUGAAAUUAGAUACAUCCAGGACCUGUACAGAUUCUACUUUUAACCAGAGCUAUCCUGUAUCGAACCUAUAACCAGCAAUUAACUUGUGACAAUUAUGUAACCAGCUAAUGAUUGUAUAUGGCAGUUUUUGUAGCCCAUUUACUAUCUGAGUGGGCCGUUAUUUAAAUGUAGCUUGGGCAGUAGUUGCACAGCAAACUUGAAAAGCUUUACUGACUUGCAACUGUAACAUGGUCAAUUCUACUGUGAGGUCCUAAUCAGAUCUACUUUUUACAAAACUUGAAAGCACUUUGCUACCACUAGUGACUAAUGCUAGCAACUGUAGCCUUGAGGGAUAACUUGAUGAACAACCAGCAGAAAAUAUCACUGAUAAUUAGUCAAGAAUCAAUUCAAGUGUCACAUUUCCAUAUCUUCUACAAUUUCAGAUUUCUCUCAUUCAUUGAUUUUUGCUGGCGCCCAUGUAUAUAGUCAUGGCUGGAAACUUGUUUAAUGUUCAAAUUACAUGUGGGGAUCCUGAAGGUGCUUAUCUACAUAAGAAAAUUAUUAAUAAUUGCACAUAAGUAUUAUCUUCAGUGACUCCAGCGUGUGCAAGCAGAACUUUGUAUUCGGCAUGUUAUUGGCAGACCACACCAUAGGCAGGGAGUUAAUUACAGACUGUAAACGCCUUCAGUUGCUAUUGCUGAAAACCACUGAGCAUAAUUAGGAUCGCUCUGAUUUAAUAAGAAACUUAAUGCUUUAAUUCAUACUUUGGCCAAACUACUUUAAUAAAAUGUGCUUGGUGGUUUCUUACCUAUGGUUUUCUCCGCCCCCCUCCUUCUUUGUUGCUCCAGAACAGGUCGGACUCAAGCAGAUGUUCAACUGAAACUCCAAUGUGCCUUUAGCACUGAGGUGUAAUUCUGUUUGUAUGUGUGCAUAUGUAUCAACGUUGUAAUGUAGAUUUACAGGACACACACAGCUAACCAUGAGGGUAAGAGACAACUGAGCAAUUACUGUGUAAUUAUCAACAAUAUAUAUACAUAUAUAUCGAUACCCUAACUUUGCCAUGUUUACAAAGUGUAAAUACCUGUUAUCAAUGGACAUUGCUUAUCUUAAAAUUGCAUUUAUUGUUAUUAGAAUAUAAUUAAUAUGAUUACUGUCAUUAAAAGUUUUAAUUAGUGCCAUUAUGAUCAUUAUUAAUACAGUGUUGUUGAAUAUAGCUAUGAGUAAAAACUGUUCUGUAGGCUGAUCAAGGGCAAGUAACGUGUAUAGCAACAGAAAUAUAUAAAUAUAUAGUUUAUUCUAUGUUCAGUUCAAUAAAUCGCUGCUAUUAAAGGGGAUGGAGCAGAAGAAGAGAAAGUUGAUUAACUCUGGGAAGACACUCCCCCCCCCACCCCCCUCUGGGCUCAAUGAUGCACACUCCACCUGAGAGGUGAGGAAUUGCCGAAGGAAGUGAGCUUUGGGAGUGGACCGUCCCAACAAUAGAACCUCUUUCUCUGUGUGCUCUUACUCCACUUUGAACUCUCAGCGCCAGCAAGAGGAGGAAAUCAAAUGGGGGCGUCGAACUGAUGGAGACACCCCACUCAUUAUUCAACUCUAUAAUGUAGCAAAGGCAACAACAGGCCUUGGUUCUCGAGUCCCUCCUUGUCUUUCUUGUGUUAUCGGUGACCACUAUGAUUUAGAGCAAGCUUCAGCAUGGAUUCACUCGUUUUAUAGACAUCAUCAACUCUGUGCCAAGACAGCAUAUUGUACAUACAAAACCUUAAUUUUUGUUUGUUCUUCUUCUUCUAUGGAAACGGCUGACUCCAGCAGAGCAAUAGAGUCACGACAGAGUGUAAAUGUUUGUUGCGCCACCAAGUGGUCGCCCACGUGUGGUGCACAAGAACACACCAGGAAGUGUUGUCUGAAGGCCGAUGGAGGCAGUGUAAACCAUGCUUAGUUUGUUUGUUUUUUUUUCUCCUCCCCCCCGUUUUGUACAUACAAGUUUAUUUCUUGCUCUCAUGUUUUUAUGGGUCUAAAUGUGUCCAAACCGAAGCACGUUUGAUGGCGCUGAACCCGGAGAGAUGGCACACUGUGACGUGGUUUACUCCCAACACAGAAUGUAACACUUUCAACGUUGUCUGAACAUUUUCUAAUGGCUAAUAUUAUUACUAUCAAUAUUAUUAUUACUAUUAUUAUAAAGCUAUUUUAGCGAGUUAAACGAGCGUCGCUGCGUCUCCUUUGUCUUUUUUGGUGCGUUUACUCUUCGACUGAAUGUUCUGAAGAAAAUGUGAACUGAAGCAGUAAAAACAUUAUUCUUUCGGGGUAAGAGCAAUGUUGUUUUGAUUGACGGUAUCUUCUCAAUAUGAGCUUAAUAACAAGUUUUUUAAUUUUCUGGAUUCUAGCUGGCCCCUCCAUUGGCUUGUAUAUCCAAGCUUGAUUCAGUUCCAAAAAUUGAGUUUAUUAACUCAAAGUUUCAUCUGGGGCCAAAGUGGAGAGGACACAUUAGUAAAAUGUGAACCUGUGCUUGCAUGACCUCCAACCUUUUGGAUUUGUAUGGGUGUGUGAGUGUGAAUAUGUUUGUGAGUUAGUUUGUCACCUGGAGUUGAGAAGAUAUCACUGUGCCAUUCCACCCAAAUGAUUGUUUCCAGGUUUGGAAAGGUAUAUUUUUAGUCAUGAGUUGAAAAGUAUGGCCACCAUUUCUGCAGCAUGCAGAACUUUAAGUAGUACGUCUAUUAAAUUUCCUUUUAAAUAAAACGUGUUGCUGAUAAGUUCUGGGAUUGUGUGCAGCAGGAUGAAACGGUUUAAAGUCAAGGAAUUUCAACAACACAAGAAGUUAGAUGAUGUUAAACAGUAAAAUGGAGAAGUUUGAUCUAUAGUACAUGUCUAAGGCUAUUUAUUGAUGGGGUCCUCCGAGAAACAAAAUAAUGCAAAAUGUUCAACCUUUACGAUGACUGUGAAAGGUGUUGUAGGACAUUUAACCUUUUAACUGCUUUUAUAAAAUUGUGGUGAGUAUAAUUCAGGUUUUUGGGCAGGAAAUUGCAAAAAAAAAA